This is a messenger RNA of Microtus ochrogaster (prairie vole), 1071 nucleotides long. RefSeq names its product G protein-coupled receptor class C group 5 member A (gene Gprc5a). The record is from RefSeq and is a predicted model, not a curated record. Gene Ontology annotation, biological process: G protein-coupled receptor signaling pathway. NCBI's taxonomy places the organism in Eukaryota, Metazoa, Chordata, Mammalia, Rodentia, Cricetidae. Gene Ontology annotation, cellular component: plasma membrane; extracellular exosome; intracellular membrane-bounded organelle. Gene Ontology annotation, molecular function: protein kinase activator activity; G protein-coupled receptor activity.
AUGACUGCCCCUGGAGGUUGCCGCUCAGACCUGGAGUCCAGGUACCACAGACUCUGUGACCUGGCUGAAGGCUGGGGUAUUGCCCUGGAAACACUGGCCGCAGUGGGCGCUGUGGCCACAGUGGCCUUCAUGUUUGCUCUCUUGAUCCUCAUCAGCAAAGUGCAGGACUCCAACAGGCGGAAGAUGCUCCCCACCCAGUUCCUCUUCCUCCUGGGCGUGCUCGGGGUCUUCGGCCUCACCUUUGCCUUCAUCAUCAAGCUGGACUGGGCCACAGGCCCCACACGCUUCUUCCUCUUCGGCGUCCUGUUUGCCAUCUGCUUCUCUUGCCUCCUGGCCCACACCUUUAACUUGAACAAGCUGGUCCGAGGGAGGAAGCCCCUGUCGUGGCUUGUGAUCCUGAGCCUGGCAUUAGGCUUCAGCCUAGUCCAGGACGUCAUUGCAGUUGAAUACCUGGUCCUCACCAUGAACCGGACCAAUACCGCUAUCUUCUCGGAGCUGCCUGCCUCUCGGCGCAACGAGGACUUUGUCAUGCUGCUCAUCUAUGUACUCUUCUUGAUGGCGCUGACCUUCUUCUCAUCCCUCUUCGUCUUCUGUGGGUCCUUCCGUGGCUGGAAGAGACAUGGGGCUCACAUAUGCUGCACCUCAUUCCUGUCCAUUGCCGUCUGGGUGGCCUGGAUUGUCCUGCUCCUGAUUCCCGACAUCGGCUCUGAGUGGGACGACACCAUUCUCUGCACAGCCUUGGUUGCCAAUGGCUGGGUUUUCCUGGCAUUCUAUGUCUUCCCUGAGUUUCUACGGCUCCCAAGGCAACAAAGUCCCACAGAUUACCCAGUUGAGGAUGCUUUCUGUAAACCUCAACUCAUGAAGCAGAGCUAUGGGGUAGAGAACAGAGCCUACUCCCAAGAGGAAAUCACCCAAGGUCUCGAGGAGACGGGGGACACGCUCUAUGCACCUUAUUCCACCCAUUUUCAGCUGCAGGAUCGGACCCCUAAGAAGGAGUUCUCUAUCCCGAGGGCGCAUGCCCCGACCAGUCCGUACAAUAACUACGAAGGACGGAAAGGGGACAGCAGCUAA